Messenger RNA from Mesoplodon densirostris (Blainville's beaked whale), 4653 nucleotides. It is a transcript of the gene ERICH3, whose product is annotated as glutamate rich 3. The transcript has 15 exons. Bases 1 to 4653 code for a protein of 1550 amino acids. The record is from RefSeq and is a predicted model, not a curated record. NCBI's taxonomy places the organism in Eukaryota, Metazoa, Chordata, Mammalia, Artiodactyla, Ziphiidae.
AUGGCUGAGCCUGGGGAGACCCAGCUGGUUAUUAUUCAUAGUCAUGGAAAAAGAUGCUUUAAAAAUGGCAUCCCAACCAGGGACCUUCAAUCUUUCCUAAACAGGAAAAGGUUACUUGCAGCAUAUAAUAGCCUUACUGAUAAACACCUGGCUGGAUAUUUUAACAAUACAAGGAUAAGGCGGCAUCUCUUGAGAUCAGGGCUGAUCACAAGAAAUGGGAGGAUACUUUCUGAAAAGGAAUAUAAACUAAAUAUCAUGAAGAGAGAUCACCAAAAAUAUAUCCGGGAGUGCUUAGCCCAGGCUAUUUUCCAUAAGGUUCUUGAUAUGGAGCGUUACCAUCAGCUUGAAAUUAAAAAGAAACUGGAGACAUUAGCUAGGAAGGAGCGAAUUCAGAGAUUUAAGGGAGAGCACACAGGAUGGACUAUAGGAAAUAACAUGCCAAUCCUGUCUCCCCGCCCCCCAGUUGGCCCCAAGACUAACCAUGGCCAUAGUGUUCUGGUUGAUAAACGACAUUCCAGUCCAGUAACACUGACAGCCCCUCGACCAUACACUGCCCCAGGAAAUAUGCAGCCUUCAAUUCGAUUACAACCUCUUCCCAGUAAUCCUGCAGUAGGAACUGCUCCAAAGGUAACUUCGCGGUCCAGAUCAAAAAACUCAUUGCUGGAAAAUGAAGCUCCAUUUCCCAUUGGGGGCAAGAAGGCAACGAUGAAGUUCAGGAACUCCAUGGACAAUUCACAGGGAAUGAAUCGAUAUCAAUUUCCAAAGAUUAACCGUUACAUGAUGCCUAUUCCUCCUCCACUUCCUCCCCCUAAUGGAAAAAUCACAAGGGAAAAUAGACCUGAAACAUGGAGAAGGAGAAGAGUUCAUCCAACCACUGCUCCAAAUGGCUUAGAACCUCUCUUUACCAGGGAUUCAAGAAGGAUUCACAAAACACCACUGCAUAGUAAUGCAGCUAUUACAAUGAUCUAUUUGGGGAAAAAUGUGCACCUAGCCUAUGAUCACUCAUAUUUCCGGGAUGAAAUAAAAGUUUAUCAGCAGCACUGUGGUGGGGAAAACCUGUGUGUCUUCACAGGCAAACUACUUGAAAAAGAGACCUUUCAGUUUAUUUCCAAAAGGCACCACGGUUUCCCCUUCAGUCUCACCUUUUUCCUGAACGGGAUACAGGUGAACAGGUUAAGUUCCUGCUGCGAAUAUAAGCAUCGAAAAGGUUCCAGACUUGGAGGCAAACGAGGCUACUUUGGGUUUGUGUGUGUUGAGAGAUCAUCUCCUUGCUACAAGUGCAUUAUUGCAAUGGGCCUUGACAAAAAAACAACUUCACCAAAACCUAGGAAAGAAAAGAGUAUUGAGAGAAGAGAGGGAUUGAUGAAGGGUGAGGGGAAACUGAGGAAGGAUAGAGAGUACCUGAUACCAAGAAGGAGAGAGAUGGAGGGGAGCAAAACCUCAGCUUCAGCCAUUUUUUCAGCUCAAGAACUACAUACAGGGAUCGGCGAAGUGAGAACUGCUGUCGAAGAAAUGGAACGUAAAGAAAAGCCAGGACAAGAAGUCUGGGAAGAUGACCAAGAAAACAUAUUUAAAUAUGAAUAUGAAGAAGAUUUCGAAGCAGUUGAGGAGAAACAAGAUGAGAAAGCUAAUGAAGGACAGGCUGAUGAUCCAAUGAAUGGAAUGCCAAAGUCACCCUCAGAUGGUGAAAAAGAUCUUUUAGACCCUGAAAAGGAGAGUGAAACCUCAUUGUGGAAGACUUCAGAUGCUGAUGACAAUGUGAAAGAUGAGGUUGAUGGAUGCUCUGAGAGUGAAUUGGAAGAGGAUAAACAUGAUAUAAGAACUGCUUCAUCAACCUCAUCCAAAAGUCACUCAUAUUCUAGUUGCAGUGAAGAUGAAUCUGCACUGGGGGACAGGGAAGCCCACGCUGAAAACAGUCCAAAUGAAAGUGUCCGAAGUCCAUCUUCUCAGGAGUUGAGUGAAAAUGAUGAGGCAGGAAAAACCCACUUUCCAAUUGAGAAUUCUCUAGAAAUUGAAAUUGAAGACCAAGAAAUAAUAAAAGCAGAUGUGAAGAUCAAGCCUCUGCCAAUAGAGGAAAACUUGGAGAAUGUUCUUGAAGAGGAAGCAGAGAAAGGAACCCGAGUGAUUGCAGAGGACUUAUCUGAGAAGUCCAGGGAACAUGAUUCCAAGGAAGACAAGGAAAAGAGUAAGAGUAACCUUUGGGAAGGAAGCACUGCUAAGGUGAAGGACAAAAAGGCAGGUCCCCGUAGGAUGGAUAAAGAUGUUGGACAGGUAGUAGCUGAAGAUGUGGGUCCUGGCUUCCACUGCCACUAUGACUCUGAGUCUGGUGUUAGCAGUGCAGACAGAGGAGAGAAGCACUCAAGGAAGGUGGAGAUUGACACAGGUGCAGCACCGAAUAGGAAUUUAGUGGUGGAGGAAAGGGCAGCACUCAGCUCAAACAAGGAAUCCAAGGAAGUUGCAUCAGAAGAGCAUACACUGGAGAAGAAAGAAGCAGUGGAUGAAGAUGAAGGUCCCCAACAUAGGGAUGCUGACACAGAAGAAAAAGGGGAUGCAGCACCGUGGGGAAAAGCAGGGGUUAAUGAGGUUCCCUUGGGGCAGUGGAAGCCAACAGUAGAGCAGCCGGCAAUAGUAGGACAGUUUACAGAGGAAAGAAAGAUCCCUCAGGGCGUAGUAAGUGGGGCAGAGGCAGAAGCAGAAGGGGAUAGAAGGCAACAAAAAGAGGGGUUAGACCCCAGAGGACGAGAAGCAGAAAGAGAUUCUGGAGGUCUGAAUGAAGGCGAGGCUUCUGAGGAGCAGGCCUUGGAGCAAACGGUGCUGGAGACGGAGACGGUGGCUUCUGACGAGGAGCAGGGUGAGGAGAAGGCGGUGCUUACAAGCCAGGCAGCAGCCCUGAAAGAGGCGGCGAGGCCGGAGAAGGGAGGGUCUGAGGGAGCGGCUGUGAGCGAGGCCGGGUCUGCAAAGCCAGGUGUGGAGGACAGUGAGGGGGAAGCAUCCACAGACCUAGAGGACGUGGGACCCGGAGAAGCUACACCCGAGAGAGAGGAGGGUGUAGAAGAGGCCAUCCGGCGGGGAGAGGCGCCAGCCAAGGAGAGGGUGGCAGUUCUGGAAAGGGAAACGCCCUUGAGCUCCUGGACUUCUGUGAAGGCCCAGGCAACUCGGACGGGGGUUUUGGAGGACAGCCUUGAAGAACUUCGUAAGGACCCUGUGGAAAGGGAGGAGGUUGAAAUAGAGUCAGAGUCUAAGAAGGAAGAUGACAGGAAAGAAAUGUCACCUGAGGAGUCAGAUGCAGCACGCGAGAGAAGGAAAGCUGAGAGGCCAAAGACACCUGUGGGGGAAACCGGAUCUGAGAGGGAAGCGGUGACAAGGACAAAGGCGCUUCAGGAUGAAGACCCUUUAGAAGAAGAGCAAAAGUUGAAAGAGGAAGAGAGGGAACUCAUGAAGGAAGUAAGACCCGAGGAAGAGACACAAGCCCCCCAAAAUGACAUGGGGCACGGUGCUGAGGAUGAAGCAGCCGUGCGGGCGUCUGAACUGACUGAAGACGCAGGGCCGCAAGGAGAGGAUCCACUGAGAGAGCGAGAGGUGACCAUGUCUGAAGCAUCCCCUGGAUUUGAAAAUUCCCUGGAAAACAUAACGGUUUGGGGGAAAGAAGGAGGAGAAAGACCGAGAGAAGCUGGAGACGCAGGGCCCAGAGGCAGAGCAGGGCUGCGCCUCGGGGAGAACAUGGCCCCCGCACAGCAGGACGAGGGCCCGAGCCCUGCAGGAGGGGCGAUGUCAGGAGCCCCCGAAAGCGAGCCCUCGGGGAAGGCACAGACACCCGGGGCUGCCGGCGAGGCCCGGGAGCAUGCAGCCAAACAUCAAGGCAGCCUGAUGGGCUGGGAGGGGAGGGAUAAAGAAGGGCCUUUACAGGGGCCACAGGGAGUGGCUGUCCCAGCCAGGAUCCAAGAAGAUGUUCCCGAGGAAGACUCCACCAUGGCAGGAAAAUUGAGUGAAGAAGUGGUGGAUGAGGACCCAGAGGAGGAGGUGGAUGAAGAGUGCACUCUGGGGGUAGGGCUGAUGAAGAACGGGGACACCGAGGGAGACAGGGGCUCGCGGGGCGUGGUUGUAGCUGGGGAAGGUCGCCACCAAGGAGGAGGAGGGACAGAACCAGUCGCAGAGCAGGAGGCAUUGACAGGUUCAAAGACAGCUGGGGGGCAAACAGAAGCGCAUGAAGCCUCCUCCCUCUCAGAUGUGGCUGGGGAGGAAAACUGGCACAGAGUGGAUGAGACACGAGGAGAAAUGGCAGCUGCACACAAGGUGGCUGUAGAGGAAACAGCGCUGAGCGGGGAGGAGGCGACAGUGACUUGGGAGACGGAGACUGAGGUCGAGGUUCCAGGGCAACCUUCUGACCUGGAAGGGAGGGCCCCACCGCCAGGGCCGGCUCAAGGGGAAGGGGAAGCUAAACCCACACAGGAGGUGGAGUCCGUGAGGAGGGGCAGGAGUCGGGGGCAGCUGAAGAAUUCAGACUGGGAUUAUCCCAAGAGAGAGGGUCAGAGCCCAGGAGAGAGAGUGCGCGGGACGCAGGAACACUCCCUGGAAAGCCCGAUUGCACUGGGACCCAGGAGAAGCGAGAGCAUGCAGUGCGCAGAGGAAGUGAAGACCCAGAUGUUCCGCUGA